GUCUUCAUUGCGGUACGGAUCGUCGGACUGCACGCAUGUACCAGUAACUUAUGACUAAGUCGUGAUGUGCUACAUGCUUGUUUACAUGUUGUAAUUUUCAUCAUGAUCUCGCUCAAGACUCUCUCAGUGUUGUUAUUAGUGCAAUUAAUAUGUCAGUGUUCACAGGGGCAGCAGAAGCAAAAGUUCUUCCGGAAAGACUACACUUUCAUAGAAGAGUCCCAGGCGUUUUAUAAAAUACAUACGAUACACCGGACAUGGCCAGAUGCAAGGAAAAGAUGCGCCAUGGAGGGGGCCAGUUUGUUCUACGCUGAAGAUGAGGUUGAGGCAGACGCCGUGAUGGGUUUGUGGAAUAGGACACAACCGUUUUCGUGGGUGUACGUUGGAAUAUCGGAUUUGUUGGCGAAAGGAGUUUGGGAGACAAUUGACGGUCGUCCAAUACUAGACGUGUUCAGCAACUGGGGUCCCGGCGAGCCGAACGACGCGAACAACGUCGAAGACUGCGUGAUCUGGCGGCGCGACAACUCGCUCAACGACGACCGAUGCGACCAGAAAUUCCCCUUUAUCUGCAAGAAAAGCCUGCUUGACCUGGACUGGAACACGCUCUGUGAUAUGCCUGAUCCCAGUUACCACUACAAUAAGGAAUUCGGCAAAUGCUACAAAUUCCACCUUUCGCCAAUGAACUGGACGGACGCCCACGCCGUGUGCAGCGCCGAACAGUCGUAUUUAGCCAUCAUCAACAGCCAAUCCGAGGCCGACUAUCUGGUCAAAAUCACCGAGGAGGCCCCGAAGAGCAAGGUCAAAGGGAACUUCUUGAGCGGAGCGGUGUAUCUUGGCUUUCACAAUAGGGAAAGUGACGGGUGGAAAACUAUUAAAGGCACCUCACUAGAAGACAGUGGCUACACGGGCUGGGGCAACCAGCAGCCAGACGGUGGCGACAACGAGACAUGCGGGUCCAUGUUCUAUAACGGCCGGCUGAACGACCUCGGCUGCUUCCAACGGUGCUUCUUCAUAUGCGAGCACGAUGUGGGGCUGCUUACUGGCGCUAUAGAGGAGAGAUUUGGAGACUGAGGUGUAGUUAACUCUGCACAUAUAGGCCACCAGACGAAGGAAUUACAGAAGAAAUAAUUCGUGUAUAAAUAGGCCACCGUCGUGUUUUGCUACGGGUGAUUUAAGAGUUAUUUAUGAAAACCUAUAAGGGACCUUAAGACCCCCCCCUACCCGUUAUCUUCACCCCCACCCCCCGGAACUUUUAGUACUUAUCUUGUUUAAUACACCAUACCCUACAUGCCAAAAUUGGCUUAUACACGAGUUAUUUCCCCCGAUUGGCAAUGUUUGGUGUUCGUUUGGUGUACUAAUACUUUGGAAUGACAAAAUGGGGUACCUAAUAAUAAACGUUUUUUUAUGAAAAUAUGACGAUAUAAUGAUUAUGACACUUUGACAAGUCAAUAUCCCAGUUACCUACUUGACAAAUUAUCUUAAAAAGUUUACUUAAAAAAUUAAAUGACAGUUGGAUAGCCAAGUUUAGCCAAGUUUACUACUCAAUAUGUCAUUUUACUACAAACCCAGGUUAGAAAGUUAAAAAAAUAAAUAUCGGCACUGAAAGUACUGAAACUGGCACUUAAGUAUCUGGGAUAUAAAACAGAGUUUAAUGUAGUCUUCAAUACUAAGCAGUCACAAGUUGUGUAUCUGCAUUGCGGACUUGUGUCGUUCCUCGUUCAUUGCCAUUGAUAAAGUGACCGAGGAUUGUUUCUAAUCGCCCGGUAGAAAGUAGCUUAGUUUGGUGCUAAAUGUAGAUUGGGGUGGUAUUCCACCUGUCCAAUGUCUGUGCGUCUCACUUUCUCACUAAGCAAAAUGUGAGACGCAAGACACAUUCAUAAUUCAUCAUAAUUUUACUAAAUACCUAGUAUUCAUCUCAUUUGUAAUUUGGUGUAAUCAAAAUAGCUGGUUGCACCGCGACUGUGACCAUUUGUUUAUCAAAAAAUAUUAUUAUUAGUGAUGUACCGACUAUUGAUUUGGCCGACUAGCCGACUAGCCGACUAAUCGGCGCUCGAAUGGCCGAUUAGUCGGCCGACUAGUCGGCUAGUCGGCCAGAUCAUUAGUUUCGUAUAAUAUCAGGUGAAAAACAAUAGUUUUGCUCUUUAGGUUGCGCUAUUCAUAUAUUAGCUUGGCUAAAAGGUGUUCUCUACAGGUUCAAAGACCUAUCACAAGAAUCCUCGUUCUAAUUCUGUCUUUCUUUUAUUUUGCGAUCCUGAUCAGACCGUCAGUAGGUACAACUUGUAGGAGGUAUUUCUAAGGCUCUAUUUCUCGUACGUAGUCGCCAGUUAAGAACCUAUCCCCUGUGGUCAGCGUCUUUACGAGCAACGUGCCCUGUUUAUAAGUCUCUAAAUUUUGCAAUAACAUUAAUAGUUCCCCAUGGUUCCUCCAUUAAAAAAAAACAAAAACUGAAUUAUAAUACAAUCCUUUAAGUAUAUAGAACUUGGCCAUGAAAUUACACGAGAAUCAGUUGAGAUCGACCUGUAGAGGAAAUCACCAGCCUACCACCAUACGAUAACGAUCAAACGGUCAAUUAUAUGAACAAAAGUUUUCACACCCUGAAUAGGUAUUUUGGUAAAAUAGACAUAAAACAUAUGGUAAAUAUUGACUGUUGGUUUCUUUUUUCUGUUUUUCUUUCACUAAUAAGGUGCCGACUAAUCGGCCAUUUUUGCCGACUAGUCGCCGACUAAUCGCCGACUACAAAUGUGGCCGGAUAGUCGGCUUUCCCGACUAGUCGGCGACUAGUCGGUACAUCCCUAAUUAUUAUACCUAAUCGUAGAAGCCAAAUGUAUUUAAUUUUAAUGAUAAACUUUGUUUAUUACACUUAAUCUUUUGUAUGUUUUAUUCCAACAAUAUAUGUAGCAAAGAAUAUAAUACUCACUAAUACGUAGGUACCUAAAAUUUUAUCUCUAGAUCUUAUUUUGUCUACGAAACGUUUUACUUUUUUACAGGUCUGUCCCAAAAAGGAGUAUUGCUUUUCAGGGUUCAUUUAUGUAUGUAGAUAUGUGAAUUUUUCUACUAGGCUUUUUAUGUAGCAUCAUUAUUUAUUGCACAUAUCACGCUGGAUGCGGCGGACCGGUUGGAAGCGACCCUCCAACCGGUACGAAUGGAGGUCCAAGGGGGAGGCCUAUGUCAGCAGUGGACGUCUUAUGGCUGAGACGAUGAUGAUGAUGAUGAUCUAGUAAUAAUAUCAACAUGUAUAGGUAGAACCAUACGUUUGCCAUGAAAUAAUGUUCAAAACAAUAACUUGAAUAGGUACUUUAUUACAAAAUAUACAAACGUAACAUAUAGUGUUCUAGCAAAAUACUACGCUUACAGAAUAUGUAUGAUAUAACGAUUAAAGCUGAUAAUAAAAGUAACUUUGAGUUUUCAAAAUACGUUCACACACAAUUAAAUGUGCUAGGGUGCUUUGGGGUAAAUGCGAAGGCGGGGUAAUUCCGAAACUGACAAAUAUCUACUAAAAUAGAAACACUUUCUACUGUAGCAACAGUACGCAAGAUGCCAUGUAAGCGUUGCAGCGGCGUAAGUGUUGCUAAAGUAUGAACUGUUUCUAGUUUAGUAGAUAUUUGCCAGUUUCAGAACUACCCCGCCUUCGCAUUUACCCCAAUGCAGGGUGCAUUGGGGUAAAUGUAGAAAAACAAAGUACUUUGACUGUAAUUAACUUAUCGAUUACGUAUACUAGCAAAUGUACAAACAAGUAGUUACAGGUAUUUACAAUACUUAAUUACAAAAUGAUUAUAAAUGGUAACUAUAUUAAAAUAAACAGUAGUAGUCAUAAUUAUUAAUGUAAUACCUAAUACUAGGUACACACGUUUUUGCAAGUCCAUUAUUUAAGUACCAACAAUUGGAUAAAAUUAUUAUUUUAGCUACUUUUGACAUUAAGAUAGUAUAAAGUUUAAUUAAUUACAAACCAAAAUUAGUUGUUUUGAUAUGAACGGUUAUCAAGCUCAUUUGCGUCAGUAAAGUUACAGUUUUAAUCUAAAAGGUUACCAGUAUUUAUCGAGUAACAAAAGUAAAGUA
This is a messenger RNA of Cydia fagiglandana, 4053 nucleotides long. RefSeq lists its product as uncharacterized. The transcript has 5 exons. The record is from RefSeq and is a predicted model, not a curated record. Gene Ontology annotation, molecular function: signaling receptor activity. Bases 103 to 1068 code for a protein of 321 amino acids. NCBI's taxonomy places the organism in Eukaryota, Metazoa, Arthropoda, Insecta, Lepidoptera, Tortricidae.